AUGAACUACUCUGCGCAUGGUUGGAUCUGCCAACAGGGUGACUCAGGUGUGCGUGCAUCCUGGGACCCUGGUCACAAAGGAGCCUUAGAUAGGGGUACUCAAACGGCGGACCGCGGUCCACAAUCCGGAUCGCCAAGACGUUUUUGGCGGACCGCAACUGUCUUCUGCGUAAGUCAACAGUCGGUAAGCGUGAUUAAAAGCGGCAAUGUAAAACGAAAUUUAGAGACGAAACACGCCGAGUACUACAUUGUAAAUUAUCCACCAAAGUCAGAGCUCCAUUCGCAUAAGAUCGACGCCCGUAAGUCGUCGUUGGUAGCGAGUUCAUCGCUGAUGAUGAAAGCGACCACCACACAAUCAAAUGUUACAGAAGCUUCGCUAAGCAUUGUUUGGGUUCUUGGCAGACAUAAGAAAGCAUUUACUGAUGCAGAGGUUGUUAAAGAAUGCAUGAUGUCUGCUUCUUCGGUUCUGUUUAGCGACAAAAAGUGUGUUGAACUGAUUCAGCAGAUACCAUUAUCAGACAGUACUGCUAGUCGUCGUGCAGAUGACCUUUCUGACAAUGUUGGUGGUCAGUUAAUAUCAGAUCUUAAACAGGCUGAAUUGUUUGCUCUCGUGUGUGAUGAAUCCACUGAUAAAACUGACAUGUCUCAGCUCUGUGUGUUCACAAGAUUUUUUGAUGGCCAUAAUUUUGUUGAUGAGUUUCUGACAUUACUACCGCUAGCAAAACAGACCCGCGGUGAGGACGUGUUUUCAGCAUUAUCGCAGUUUAUGCACGCAGCUGGAUUGGAUGUAACAAAAAUGGUUUCCCUUACAACAGACGGGGCACCAGCAAUGACUAGUAAAGAUAGAGGACUUGUCACUCGUAUGAAGGCACUUCAGACCAAUCUUGUUGCGUAUCACUGCAUCAUUCAUCAGUCGGCCCUCUGUUCAAAACUUUGUGACGAACUAGCGGAAGUGAUGUCUACUCUUGUGAAAUUAGUGAAUUUUUUACGAUGUAAUUCGACUCUGCAGCAUCGUCUGUUUCGAUCUUUUCUUGAAGAGAUGUCUGCAGAAUUUGGAGAUUUGCUGCUUCACAAUGACGUUAGAUGGUUAAGCAAGGGCCGUGUGUUGGAAAGGUUCUGGAAUCUCCGUGAAGAUGUAGCUGACUUCCUGCAGUCCUUGAAUACAAAGAAAGCUGCAGAAUUUUUAACAUUUAUUCAAGACAAGGUCGCACUGCUGGCAUUUCUUGUUGAUAUUAUGGGACAUAUAAAUACACUGAAUUUGUCACUUCAGGGUGCAGACAAAACCGUUGUCGAAUUGCAAGAAAAAUGUUGUGCCUUUGAAACAAAACUGAGCGUUUUCAUCAAUGACUUGGAAGGUGGCAAGAUGCUGCAUUUCCCAAACCUGAAGAGCUGCAUGACAGCUGAUCCACCGGCAUGUUUUCAGUUGAUUUCCACAUUUCUACAUCAUUUGAAGGUCGAGUUUGAUGAACGUUUUAAGGAUUUCAGAAAACUGAAGCCUGUGUUUUUGUUUGUUGCUGAACCUUUCAUUGUCCAGCCUGACAGUGAAUGGACAUCUGUGGCUGCCUCAAUUUUUCCGAACUCAAACCCAUCACUGUUGAAAAUGGAAGCAGCUGAUUUGCAAGCUUCUCACGUUUUGAAAGCAAAAUUGAAUGAAGUCGACAUAACAAUUUUUUGGUCAAAGUUUGUUCCAGAUUCUCAUUUAUCCUGCUGCAAAGAAACUGGCGAUUUCCGUGCUCACUAUGUUUGGUUCAACAUAUUCUUGUGA
Molecule: messenger RNA, 1764 nt
Organism: Polypterus senegalus (gray bichir)
Lineage: Eukaryota; Metazoa; Chordata; Cladistia; Polypteriformes; Polypteridae
Product: general transcription factor II-I repeat domain-containing protein 2-like
Exons: 1
Coding region: 1-1764 (587 amino acids)
Source: RefSeq, a predicted model, not a curated record